AUGGCGCCCGUGGAGCACGUCGUGGCCGACGCCGGCGCGUUCCUGCGCGGAGCCCCGCUGCAGGAGAUCGGCAGGCAGAUCUACACGACCCGCCAGGUGGUGGCCGAGAUCCGCGACAAGGAGACGCGCCGGCGGCUGGCCGUGCUGCCCUACACGCUCCACUUCCGGCAGCCCGGCCCGGAAUACGUCCGGCUCGUGACGGAGUUCUCCAAGCAGACGGGCGACUACCCCAGCCUGUCGGCCACCGACCUCCAAGUGCUGGCCCUGACCUACCAGCUGGAAGCUGAGCACGUCGGGGUGGCUCACCUGAAGAAGGAGCCGGCGCAGCAGGUCACGCUCAGCACAACGAACCAGCACCCUGAGGCACCUGUUCACCUGCCUGGUUUCCAUCUCCCUUCUAAGACCAAGCUGCCAGAGGGGGAAGAGAGCCUUUCAGCUGUAGCAGGCCAAGAACGUCCCGGCUCAGCUGGGGCUGAAGAUGCUGCAUUUGGCUCCUUCAUGUUUUGGAGGCCUCCUUUGCCAAGCAUUGAGGAAGAUCUGCGGGAAUUGCUGAAAGCAGCUGGCAGCUCCUUGGAGCCAGGGGAGCCCAAAGGCCAGGAGAGCACCGAGGAGGGCGGGAGCGAGGAGGAAGAGGACGAGGAGGGCUGGAUCACGCCCAGCAACAUCCGGCAGAUCCAGGAGAACACAGGGCCAGGGGCUGAGCCUGCCGACGUGCAGGUUGGCUGCCUGACCACGGACUUCGCCAUGCAGAAUGUCCUGCUGCAGAUGGGUUUGCACGUUCUGGCAGUGAACGGCCUGCUGAUCCGCCACGCCCGGAGCCACGUCCUGCGCUGCCACGGCUGCUUCAGGACGACAUCUGAAAUGACCCGGGUCUUCUGCCCCCACUGUGGGAACAAAACCUUGAAGAAGGUGGCUGUGACCGCAGACAGUGGGGGCAACCUCCACAUGCACUUCUCUCGCAACCCAAAGGUGCUGAACCCUCGCGGACUCCGGUACUCGCUCCCUGCUCCCCAGGGAGGCAAGCACGCCAACAACCCCCACCUGGUAGACGACCAGCACUUCCCCCAGCAGCGGCUCUCCCGCAAGGCCAAGCAGAAGACAAAUGUUUUUGACCCGGAUUACCUGGCCGGCAUGUCUCCGUUUGCAGAGAAUGACAUCUACAGCCGGGCAGCCAAUCUGCAGAUUCGGGAUGGGGCGCUGGGGGCAGGCAGGAGGCGAAUGAAUCCCAACACCUCCACAAAAAAGUUUGUGAAAAAGAGAUGAAGGGGGACAGCCUGGC
Molecule: messenger RNA, 1279 nt
Organism: Euleptes europaea (tarantolino)
Lineage: Eukaryota; Metazoa; Chordata; Lepidosauria; Squamata; Sphaerodactylidae
Gene: NOB1
Product: NIN1 (RPN12) binding protein 1 homolog
Exons: 9
Coding region: 1-1263 (420 amino acids)
Biological process (GO): ribosomal small subunit biogenesis; maturation of SSU-rRNA
Cellular component (GO): preribosome, small subunit precursor
Molecular function (GO): RNA endonuclease activity
Source: RefSeq, a predicted model, not a curated record